AUGGUGUCGGAAGCGGAUCACGACGGGUUCAACCCCAAGAGGAGAAAGUUUGACAUCUCUAGGAGGGACAAGUACCAGGAUCGAUCACGGGGCUCGACACCGCGCGGCCAGUCUCGAUAUCCGUCAACGCCUCGAGAACCCGAGCAGCCGCAGCCGACUGAGGAGGAUGCCCUGGCGCUGGAUCGCGACUGGUACGGCGGUGAUGAGUUUGGCGGACAUACGUUCGGCGACGAAACGUACAACCCCUUUGCGUCCUACGAGCAGUCGGCAUGGGAGACUCAGCAGCAGGAGUCGGCCAAGGUCGAGAAGAUGACCAGCCGAUAUGACGCCAGGCAAGAGCAGAGAAGGCGAGAAAAUGACGCCUGGGAGACGAACCGUAUGCUUGUAUCUGGUGUGGCGCAGAGAAGGGACCUGGCUGCCGACUUCGACGAUGAGGAAGCGACCAGAGUCCAUCUGCUCGUUCACGAUCUACGACCGCCAUUCCUCGACGGAAAGACAAUCUUCACAAAGCAGCUCGAACCUGUUCCGGCCGUCCGCGACUACCAAAGCGACAUGGCCGUAUUCAGUCGCAAGGGAAGCAGAGUGGUCAAGGAAGCCCGCCAGCAAAGGGAGAGGCAGAAGCAGGCGCAUGAGGCCACAAGCAUCACGGGCACAGCCCUCGGAAACAUCAUGGGAGCGAAAGAGGAGGACGGCGACAGUGCGCUGCCGAUGCCUGCCGAGGAAGAAGCCGAGAAGGGCGAGCGCAAGGGCAACAAGUUCAGCGAGCACAUGAAGAAGGGAGAAGGGGCCAGCGAUUUCAGCAAAAGCAAGACGCUGCGCGAACAGCGAGAAUACCUGCCCGCGUUUGCGGUUCGCGAGGAUCUUCUCCGAGUGAUACGGGAAAACCAGGUGAUCAUAGUCAUCGGCGAGACGGGCUCAGGAAAAACCACGCAGCUCACCCAGUUCUUGUACGAGGAUGGCUACGGCAAGACGGGCAUGAUUGGAUGUACGCAGCCGCGACGAGUCGCUGCCAUGAGUGUCGCCAAGCGUGUGGCCGAAGAGAUGGAGGUGAAGCUGGGAAGCACAGUCGGAUACGCUAUUCGAUUCGAGGACUGCACCAGCCCCGACACCGUCAUCAAGUACCUGACGGAUGGAAUUCUGCUUCGAGAGUCGCUCAACGAACCCGAUCUGGAUAGAUAUUCCUGCAUCAUCAUGGACGAAGCCCACGAACGAGCGUUGAACACCGACAUCUUGAUGGGGCUGUUCAAGAAGAUUCUGCAAAGGCGGCGAGAUCUUAAGCUCAUUGUCACAUCUGCGACGAUGAAUGCAAAGAAAUUCUCAGACUUCUUCGGUGGUGCUCCGGAAUUCACGAUACCUGGACGGACCUUUCCUGUCGACGUCUUGUUCCACCGAUCCCCUGUCGAAGACUAUGUCGACCAGGCUGUCCAGCAAGUGCUGUCCAUCCACGUGUCCAUGGACGCGGGUGACAUUCUGGUCUUCAUGACAGGCCAGGAAGACAUCGAAGUCACAUGCGAGUUGGUUCAGAAACGCUUGGACGCUCUGAAUGACCCGCCGAAGCUGAGCAUAUUACCCAUCUACAGUCAGAUGCCGGCAGACCUGCAAGCCAAGAUCUUCGAUAGGGCACCUCCGGGAGUUCGCAAAUGCAUCGUCGCGACAAAUAUUGCCGAGACUAGUUUGACUGUCGAUGGCAUCAAGUAUGUGGUAGACGCAGGCUACUGCAAAAUGAAGGUGUAUAACCCCAAGAUGGGCAUGGACACGCUUCAGAUCACACCAAUCUCCCAGGCAAAUGCAGGGCAGCGCUCAGGCCGUGCUGGCCGAACAGGGCCGGGAAAAGCGUUUCGUCUAUACACAGAGAAGGCCUUCAAGGAGGAAAUGUACAUUCAGACCAUUCCCGAGAUUCAGCGGACCAACUUGUCAAAUACAGUGUUGAUGCUGAAGUCUCUGGGGGUCAAGGAUCUGCUGGACUUCGACUUUAUGGACCCGCCUCCCCAGGAUACCAUCUCGACGUCCAUGUUCGAUCUGUGGGCUUUGGGAGCUCUAGAUAACUUGGGGGAACUGACGGAGCUGGGGCGGAAGAUGAGCGCGUUCCCAAUGGACCCUUCCCUGGCUAAGCUUCUCAUCACGGCGGAAGAGUACGGCUGCAGCGAAGAAAUGAUCACCAUUGUGUCCAUGUUGUCAGUUCCGAACGUGUUCUACCGGCCAAAGGAACGACAAGACGAGGCUGAUGCGCAGCGAGAGAAGUUUUGGGUGCAUGAGUCGGACCAUCUCACCUAUCUUCAAGUCUAUUCGGCAUGGAAAGCCAACGGAUACUCGGAUGGAUGGUGCAUCAAGCAUUUCCUCCACGCCAAGUCUCUUCGACGAGCCAAGGAGAUUCGAGAGCAGCUCCUGGAUAUCGUCAAGAUGCAGAAGAUGCAGUUGAUCAGCUGCGGCAUGGACUGGGACGUCAUUCGCAAGUGCAUCUGCUCCGGAUACUACCACCAAGCCGCCAAAUACAAGGGGUCUGGUGAAUACACCAACCUGCGAACCAACCUCGGAGUCCAGCUGCACCCCACAAGCGCCUUGUACGCAGGCCAUCCGCCGGACUACAUUGUCUAUCACGAGCUCAUUUUGACAUCCAAAGUCUAUGUCUCGACGGUUACAGCAGUUGACCCUCAUUGGCUGGCGGACCUUGGAGGCGUCUUCUACUCCAUCAAGGAAAAGGGCUAUUCGAUCAGAGACAAGCGCAUCACCGAGACGGAGUUUAACCGCAAGAUGGAGAUUGAGGCCAAAAUGGCAGAGGAUAAGCGUCUCGACGAAGAGCGCAAAAAGGCCGAGGCCGAGCGCACAGUCAACAAAAAAUCUGACAAGGACGAGAAGAAGUUUACCAUACAAGGCGCGGUCAAGAAGCCGGUAAUGAAGAGACGGGGGAGGGGUUUCUAG
Molecule: messenger RNA, 2919 nt
Organism: Trichoderma reesei QM6a
Lineage: Eukaryota; Fungi; Ascomycota; Sordariomycetes; Hypocreales; Hypocreaceae
Product: pre-mRNA splicing factor ATP-dependent RNA helicase prp16
Exons: 1
Coding region: 1-2919 (972 amino acids)
Biological process (GO): mRNA splicing, via spliceosome
Cellular component (GO): spliceosomal complex; intracellular anatomical structure
Molecular function (GO): RNA binding; ATP binding
Source: RefSeq, a predicted model, not a curated record